UGGUCUGUCUGACACAAAGCAUAUCUCUUAUUGCUAUGAAUUUAUAUUUUUUAUUAAUAUACCAUGUAUAUAUAUGCCACUGGUAGGUUAAAAAUUUUAGCCACUCUCUAUAUAUAUAGACAAUCAUCACCAAAGCUAAGAACCACCAAAGCCAAAAACCAGAGGGCCUUUAGUGUAAGAGAGAGCGAGAGAGAGAGAGAGAGGCAUGGAUACAAGAGACGGUGGUGCUCUUAGUGUUUUAAUGCUCCCAUGGUUGGCUCAUGGUCACAUAUCUCCUUUCCUAGACCUAGCCAAGAAGCUUUCUACAAGAAACUUCAUUGUUUUUCUCUGUUCUACACCUGCCAACCUUAGCUCUGUUAAAGACCAACUUGCUCUAGAAAACUCAAUUUUCAUACAACUAGUAGAGCUCCAUCUUCCAUCCUUGCCUGAGCUUCCUUCUUCAUGCCAUACAACCAAUGGCCUCCCUCCUCAUCUUAUGCACCCCCUUAAAAAAGCCUUUGACAUGGCAACUCCUAGCUUCACUACCAUCCUAAGGACCUUAAAACCAGAUUUGCUCAUCUAUGAUUUUAUUCAACCAUGGGCACCAACAGCUGCUUCCAUAUUUAACAUUCCAAGUGUUCUAUUUCUUACCACAGCAGCAGCAUCAAUUUGUUUCCUUAUUCACAGAUUUGAAAAUCCCAAUAUUGACUACCCUUUCCCUGAGAUUUAUCUUCGAGAAUAUGAGAAAAGUAAGAUGGCCUGGGCCUUUAAAUCAUCUGCAAAUGGCCAAGAAGAUGCAGAAAGGUUCUUCAUGUGUGUAGAGAAAUCAACUAGCAUCAUUUUACUAAAAACUUUCAGAGAGAUUGAGGGAAAGUACAUAGAAAGUCUAUCUUCUAUGACUAAAAAGAAGAUAGUUCCUGUUGGGUCUCUUCUUCAGCAGUACCCAAGCAAGGAAAACGAUCAGCAGAAAGAAAUCAUCAAAUGGCUAAACCAGAGGGAUCAAACUUCAACCGUGUUCGUCUCUUUUGGUAGUGAGUAUUUCUUGUCUAGUGAGGACAUGGAAGAGGUAGCUCAUGGGCUUGAGCUCAGCAAGGUCUGCUUCAUAUGGGUGGUCAGAUUUCCUACAGGAUACAGCAAGAAUGCUGGAGAGGCACUCCCACAAGGGUUCCUUGAGAGGGUUGGGGAAAGAGGGAUGGUUGUGAAUUGGGCUCCCCAGAGAGAAAUUCUUGAGCAUCCAAGCAUUGGUGGCAUUGUGAGUCACUGUGGAUGGGGUUCUGUGAUGGAAGCAAUGGAGACUGGUGUUCCAAUUGUAGCCAUGCCCAUGCAGCUUGAUCAGCCUUUGAAUGCUAGGCUUGUGGAGGAGAUUGGAGUAGGUAUUGAAGUGAUAAGAAAUAGGGAUGGACGGCUUAAUAGAGAAGAGUUGGCCAGGGUGAUUAGAAAGGUGGUGGCGGAGAACACUGGGCAGGAUGUGAGGAGGAAAACAAAAGAAAUGAGUGAACUGAUCAGAAAGAAUGAAGAAGAAGAGAUGGAUGGUGCAGUGAAGGAACUCUUGCAGCUUUGUGGCAAAAGUAGUAAAUGAAAGUAGUUUCUAGUGUUGCAUGUGAUGAAUGCUCAUGGUAAAACACAAUAAAGCAUAAUCAUGCUCCUUGUAAAACUAAAAAAUAAUGUAUGCAUAUCCACUUUUUUGUACAACUUUUACCAUCACCAUCAUUGAAUUACUUCUCAAAA
Messenger RNA from Malania oleifera, 1707 nucleotides. RefSeq names its product UDP-glucosyltransferase 29-like. Lineage: Eukaryota; Viridiplantae; Streptophyta; Magnoliopsida; Santalales; Ximeniaceae. Bases 206 to 1558 code for a protein of 450 amino acids. Gene Ontology annotation, molecular function: UDP-glycosyltransferase activity. The transcript has a single exon. The record is from RefSeq and is a predicted model, not a curated record.